Molecule: messenger RNA, 4536 nt
Organism: Trichobilharzia regenti
Lineage: Eukaryota; Metazoa; Platyhelminthes; Trematoda; Strigeidida; Schistosomatidae
Source: the annotation of a GenBank genome assembly
ACCAACUGACAAUAACAAACUAUAACUGUCCACUUCCGUUCUACAUGUUAAUAAUCCGAAAUUUGUGUAUACAGUAUAUUGACCAUUGUUACGACUACCAUUGCUUUUAUUUCUCUAAAAGCAAAUACACACAUACACACAGAGUACAUACAGUGCAUAGAAAAUCACACUUGAGCACAAUAGUAGACGUACACACGCAAACACACACCUAUAUACACAUGCUCAAAGAGCAUUUUAAGCACUACAGGAACACUCAUUAACACACUCAUUUAACACAGAUAUACACAAAUGUCCCAUAAUGAUUUGUAAUUGGUCAUGGUUAGGGCAAUUAUAUUUCUUUCAAUUAUCAUUAAUUUCCUGCAUAAAUAGCAUACCAUAGUUUGACUUCAAUAUUUCAACUGAAAUAGCAUGGAAGUAAUAACUUCAAGUGACCAACUCCGUCAUAGAUCGAAUCAUCCAAUAUCUUCAUUAUACAAUGUAAAACAAAAAUUUCAAGCUUUAAGCAACAACAGUGAAAUACCGACAACUGCUUUUCCUGUUGUACACGAAAGUCGAUCCUCUACAGUGAAUAUACGGCAUAUUUCCACACCAUUCACCUAUUCACAACCAACCAGUUCAACACUGACAACGACAAAAGCCGCAGCAGAGACACUGUCUUCUUUCUCCUCUUCUCCCUUACCUGUGAAUACUUUUCCACCUAAUUCUUCUUCACAGCCAACCAGUUACCCAGUGAAUGAACCAGACUGUCUAGUGAUUCUUGAUAUUUGUACCUCUGGUAGACAGCACGAUGAAACAGGUUCUGAUGAAUAUCCGAUAAUAUUGUUGACUGCAAGAAUUCACAAUUUAAAACAAUUUGAUCAAAAUGAAGCCAAAUUUCAGCUGUUUGUCAAGCCAUGUCAAGUUAUCUAUGAUGACUUUAAGGAUCUUGGUACAUCAAGGACUAAACGACCUUAUGUCAAAUUGGAAGCUCACGAAAACUCUGCCCAACAUGAUGACAUCUCAACAACUGAUGUAACAAUGGACUCCACUGUCAACGCAAUAAAUGACAACAUGAGAAUGAUAGAACCAACUGACGAGUGUAUUGCAGUAACUGGGGUAAACGAUCAAAUCCUGGCAGAUUCUCCCCUACUUGAAACCGCCUUAAAGCAAUUUGACCAGUGGAUAGAAGAAAAUAAUCUGUAUUGCUUCAAGAAUGAUCACUCUACAUGGAGCUGGAAGGCUCAAGAAACAAACUCAGAGUCUCACUGUCCAGAUCAGUUAUCUCCUACGAAUACGACGACAGCAUCAACAACAACAACAAAAAUGGACUGUGACGAAAAUCUAAGAAGUUUCAUUCUGCUAGUGGAUGGACCGUAUGGCUUGCGUUUGUCACUUCAUCCAGAGACCACAGUAAAAUCAAUCGCCUUAACAGAAUACCCGUAUUUUUAUCAGUUUAUUGAUAUCAAAAAGUCUUUCACCAAAUUCUACGGAUUAAAUUCUAUCCCCAAAACAACCGAUGAAAUGUUAAAGUAUUUGCAAAUAGAUGAUGAAUACUUACCACCUUUCUUAAAUCAUCACUUUACUGAAUCGUUUUUCUUGCCGCCUCAGAAUGAUAAAUCUGACUGUUUAUUAGCAUGUGAAACAUCCAGCAGUCAUUAUGAAUGUCAGUAUUCCAGCCAGCAUGCCGAAAAGCCUGAAACUACUUCCAGCAGUCAACGAGGUCAGCCUAACUUUGCUAUUACCAGUGAAUCAGAUGACGAAGAUAAAAACUAUGUUGAAACUAACUAUAAAUCUACUGAACCAGGUUACUGGCCUAAUCAGCAUUGUCAAGUGUUGAUUAAACUGGUCAGGAAAAUGACUUCAGAUGGAAUGAAAUGGGGAGACUUCGAAAAAAUUAAUCGUGAUUACUAUCCAGCAAUAAUACGCAAAUCAGACGAUAUCAGUGAUAAUGUUGUCGUCCGGGCUCGAGGAUUACCAUGGCAGGCCACAGACUUGGAAAUUUUUCAGUUUUUUAGCGGUAUCAAUAUUGCCAAAGGUGGAAUAUCAUUAGUACUGAGUAAGAUUGGUCGAAGAAACGGAGAGGCGCUAAUUCAAUUCGCCGAUUCAGAACAACAAGGCUUAGCUUUACGAAAGCAUAAGCAUCAUGUUGGCAAAAGAUACAUUGAGGUCUACGCUGCAACAGGUCACGAUUUUGUGUCCGUAGCUGGAGGUGAAACUGAAGAGGCAGAAAAGUUUCUUGGAAAACUGACGACACCCAAUCAGACACUGAUCAGAAUGCGUGGUCUACCCUACACAACAACAUCAGAACAAAUUCUAACAUUUUUCGCCAACACCAACUGUUCAGUACAAUUUGGCGCCGAUGGAAUCCUAUUUGUAAACAGACGUGAUGGUCGAGCAACUGGUGAUGCAUUCGUCAUCUUUGAAACAAAACAAAUUGCCGAGAAAGCUCUUGAAAAUAACAAACAACACAUCGGAAAUCGUUAUAUUGAAUUGUUCAAGUCAACUCCGGCUGAAGUGAAUCAGGUUAUGAAUGGUAUUUUAAAUCCAACCUGCGAAGAACAAGUGCACUAUUGGAACAGUUUAACAGAAAGUACUAACAGCAUAUUCAAUACGAUCGGUACUGCUUACAUUCCACCAUUCAAUGAAGCCAGCGGUUUACUUUGCCCAAAUUACAACUUGAAACUACUCACUGGUCAACCGAAUAUCUCAGAUUUAACAUUCUCUCCUCAUAUAUUUCCACUGAAUUCGCAUUCUCCAUACAUCAGUGAACUGUCACACUCAAAUUUAUCACAAAAUGGAAAUUUGUGUGUGCAACGUCUUUUACCGAAUACAUCUACAAAUAACUUGCCAGCAGCCACGUUAACCUCAGAUCCACUCAUUAAUUUCAGCAGUUUAGAUUUUUUAAACAACUUUUCAGGUGGGAUUAACACAACAGCAUCGAAUAUCUUGCCGACAAGUCAACGUGCAACAGAUUACCACAGACCUAUUACACUGCAUUCAUCAAGUCACCUUGGUCCAACAUUAGUUCUGCCAAGAUAUCCAAUAAGUCCAUUACCAGUGACCAAUAGUGUCAGUAGUAUUAGUGCAACAGAUAACAUGAAUAAUCAUUUACUUAUACCAGACGCAAAUAAUCUACAGUUACUACAGAUUUAUGGGCCCAAUGGUACAAAUGCUGUAAUGCCUACCACUCCUGCUGUAACCAGUACUACUGCCUCUUCUAACAAUAACAACAUUAAUAGUAACAGUAACAAUAAUAGCAUCAAUAAUCUAGGACUAUUGACCAACUUCCCGAACUUUGGUUUAUCUGUUGAACAAAUCGCUAAACGAUUUGUACGUAUAUGCGGAAUGCCGGUGAAUGCGGAUAUUACAGAUAUCUUGGUAUUUCUUCAAGAAAACUGGCGUAAUGUAGCUAUACAUGGAAUACACCUAGUGUAUGACGUGACGGGCCAACCAAUUGGAGAGGCUAUGAUCCAAUUCGUGUCUGAGUUAUCAGCUCAAAAUGUUUGUGAACAGAAACACGGAAGUGUCUUCAUUAAAUAUGGUCUGCCUAUACCGAUAACUACACGUGUUGAUGUGAUUCAAUGUACAGUAGAAGACUUGAGUCAACUGAUUUCUAAUAUGUCAAGAAAUUCAGCAGUUGGUGGAUCUCUGUCCAAUCUGACUUCAUCAACAUCAUCCAGUUUAAUCAAUCCAUUGGCGUUCGCUCCACUGCAUACUCUAGAUGAGUCAACAGCUAUUCACGGGGUUUACGACUGUAUUCCACAAACAGUGCCACUCACAUCACAGACAGGAUUUGGUAUUACACGAUCGAAUCUAUUACGAAUUCGAAGUCCAGAUAUCAACUGGACGCCAUAUUUAAAUAUCAGAGAGUUAAAUAAUUUCGACGUACCACCUCCGCCUUUACCCAAUUCAUCCAGUAACCUGACUGGUCCAAAUAAUACAUUUUCUCUACCGACGCCUUUCAUCAAUAACAUAACCAAUGCAUUGGUACAAUGUACACCUUCAUUAUCAAAUAUAUUGGGAUUUCAUAUACCAAAUUUAUUUUACCAAACAACAAUUCCUAACAUCUAUACAAAUAACUCACUGAACUUUGAAUCAGCUGGGAUGCUUUCAUCUCAGAUCUCAUAUUCAACAGGCAGUAAUGAUAUUAACAGCAAUUCUAGCAAUAGUAAAAGUUUGCCUGAGUCAAAAUCCAGUUCAAAUUGGACCAAUUCAUGGUCGAACAAUCCGAUAGAAGGCGUUGACUUGAUGAAUAUACCCGAUAUUCAUAUGUACAAACCAAACGAUGUUAUACCUUCGAAGACAGAGAAUAAAGUGUUAACUGUGAACAUUAAAGGUUUACCGAAAGAUAUGUCGAUUAGUGAUUUCACUAAUUGGUUAGAGGAGAAAAUUAAGAAUUUGAAGAUAAUGUCUAUACAUUUCGAGCAUUCAUUGAGUGAACUAUCUAGCGGUAAUGCAAAACUUUAUCUUCAAAGCAGUUCGGAUGCAGAAUUAAUUGUCCAAGAGUUCAAUAACACUAUAAUAAACAAUUUUCAAAUCAGUGCUGAAAUUAACUAA